This is a messenger RNA of Oncorhynchus tshawytscha (Chinook salmon), 2798 nucleotides long. RefSeq names its product carcinoembryonic antigen-related cell adhesion molecule 6. NCBI's taxonomy places the organism in Eukaryota, Metazoa, Chordata, Actinopteri, Salmoniformes, Salmonidae. The record is from RefSeq and is a predicted model, not a curated record. The transcript is spliced from 7 exons. The coding region runs from base 1826 to 2299 and encodes 157 amino acids.
UGUGGGUUAUUGUUUAUGUGUAGUUGCCUGUCAGCACGUGUUAUAUAGCGUCAUGUUCGUUUUUGUUUCUUUUUAGUGGUUUUCCUUCAUUUAAAGAAGAAUGUAUGCUUAUCACGCUGCGCCUUGGUCUCAUCAAUAUGACGAGCGUGACACCUGUAAUGAAAAGGAGUACUCUCCGAUACACAAUCUUUGAUAUACCACAUUGUCCCUGACUAGCCUAUCUAUUAGCUAGAUGAUUUAAACAAACUUACUCAAUGUGUCUAUUUUUGUCUUCUCUACUGGAAAUCCAGGGCUCCAACAUAUACAACAGAAGUAUAAAGUGAGCAGCUGAUUUCAACUAAUCUUCCACAGUUGGCUAUGGAUUCACCCAUCAAGUUUUCCACCGUAAUCAAAUAAAUGCAGAGAGGACAAACAUUCACUGGAGGACCAGCCAAGAAGAUGAGAAACUAGACCCUACUGGACUCCACUACUGAGUAGAUACUGGUCUUUGUACUGUACAGCUCAGCCAUCCAGCUAUGUAUACAGUACUUGCUCAAUGUAAAUAUGGAAUAGGCAACUAUAGAGGACAAAUUAUAUCCCCUUAAAUUGCACACACCAGUUGAAGUCUGACUAAUUGGAAUCUGCUUUCUCUGGUCAGUGUCAUCCCUCAGACCACGACCUGUGCUACACUAAAUGCCAAUAGGGGUGCUUUCAUAGAAACCUCCCCUACUGAACCACAUUUUGCAACAGGUAACAGCAACUUUUUUUUCCACUGAAAGGAGGAAGAUGAGAGGAAGUUUGAGUAAUCCUGUUAUGUUUGCUGAAUCCUCACAAAACUAGUGAGGACUAGACUGCCUAUGUGGCUCUGGCCAAAAUAAGUGCACUAUAUAGGAUGUGAAAUAUUAACUGAAAUUCCAAUAAAAGAAUGGUGUUAAAUGUUGUAUUCAUCUCAUGAACUGAACCUGCUCCAUGUAUGACUUAUCGGUUCCCAUAGCUUUGUUAGACAAGUCUUCCAUUCCUGAGUCGCCACUAGAAGGGAGGGUGGUGUUGGCUAAUACUUUCAGAGGCUCCAUCACUAUAAAAGAUGUGGAGAUGAUGGGAAAUGCAAAGAAGACACAACCACCCUCACUGUGCUGGGUGUCAGUAACUCCCAAGGGUAAUGUGAGUUAUCCUAUCAAACAAAUGUUAUUUAUUAUGCGUUUAUCAUUCUGUAAUGCUCCUGUCUAGUAAUCCAUGCUGUAAAUUACCCUAAAGAACAAGAGAUGGUGUGGGAAAUCAAGGCUGUGUGUGUAACCAGGCCGUAUUGUGUUUUCAGAAGAACCAUCAUCAGUACUGUUGUCAGUGAGGUCUGUUACUAGGAUUGUGCUAGCAGUGCUUGUAACGCUGAUUGUCAUCUGAGUGAGAAGCAAUCCAAAUAUAACCCUUCCUACACACCUGCAUGCACGCACAUACAGUAUGUGCACACGCUUGCACAAGUGUUUGAAACAUGGGGCAAGGGAUCAUCUUCAGACAAUCAAAGAAUACUCCUGACUUGCCACAUGAGGGCAAAUCACCAGUAGUCAUACUGACCACAGUCUAAAAAUAAAAAGGUCCAGAUAACCAGAAACAGUUUCAAACAGUCUACCACACUCAUGGGAGGAAGUACGAAAUAUGCUUCCUAUAUUUUCACUUCUCUAACUGUAGCGGUUUGUUAACCCACAUUAGACAAGUAGUCUUUUCCACCGUCUAUGCUCAGUUCCUGAUUGAUGCUUCAGUUAAUUUACUUUACAACCAUUUGAGAGUGUUUUGACCGUGUGUAGACCAUAGAUCUCACAGAUCACAUUUGUAGCAGGAGUGCUAUGGAAAAAUGCAGACUGUCUGCCGUUUUGCUGCUGGCACACAUUGGCCUCUCUUCAGUAGUGUUGAAAGCUCAGAUCAGAUUCCACCUCCAUCAUCUGGCGAGGUUGUGGGAAUUGUUACCGCAGCCCUCCUGGUUGCAGUUGUCGUGACAGCCACAGCUUACCUCAUCAUUGUCAGGAAGAGGCACAAGGCUUUAUUCAACCCCUCUGUCAGCAUUGAUGCAAGCAGCCUGGUGGUCAAUGCAGACAGGACAGGAAGAGAAGAGGACCUGGUUUAUUCUGAGAUCGUCAGAUUCAACAUUGACAAGAGGAAAGCACACGACCCAUCGGGAGAAGACCAGAAAGAUGCAGACGUCAAGCCAGCUGAGGAUGUCACCUACUCUGCAGUGGCAGUGGGGAACCAGCAUUCUUUAAGGGAAGACACAGUUUACUCUCAGGUGGUGAGAAAGGACUGGGACAUAGAUGAUGUAUGGACUGUCUAAGCACAAUAACAGUAAAGGGAUAACUAGACGUCCUUUAUAUUCACAUACAUUUAACUGAAGUUAUCUCUUGUUGGGGAAGUGACCUCUUUAUUAGACAAAGCCCUCUAGAUCCUACAGAAGGGCUAUGUGUGUGAAUACUGAAAAAUUAUUGCCACCAACAGAAUGCUAUAUAUAUCGGGCAUACAACAAUCUCAGCUCUGUAGAUUUUGUUGCGAAGAGACAGAAUCAAUAGAUAAUUUAUUCUGGUAUUGCCCCUAUGUAGCUUGUUUCUGGUCACAGGUUCAGGAAUUGUUAAAAAAAAACACAACAUGCACUUUGGAAAGCCACAGUCAGUCAAUAAAUAAUGUAAAAAUACUCAUAGGAAAGGUUUUCGUCUUUAGCUCACAAUCUGUGGAUAAUAACAUCACAGCACAAUUGAAAAAUACAUGGCACAUGGAAACCAAAUGAGGGUGGUCUAUGGUGAUAGGUGGGAUGGGCUGAGAGUGGCAGAGGGGUGGGA